Messenger RNA from Periconia digitata, 1306 nucleotides. Lineage: Eukaryota; Fungi; Ascomycota; Dothideomycetes; Pleosporales; Periconiaceae. The record is from the annotation of a GenBank genome assembly.
CUUCAUUGCAACUCAUCCAACCUUACGCAUCAUCAACAUGCACCUCCCCAUAACCCUCCUGACAGCUCUCCCGCUAUGGCUCCCAGCGAUAAACGCGUACACGCCUCUCUCAGAAAGCUUCCUCCGCGCCAUCCCCUCACCAGGCAAUGCUUUCGACAUUGACCAAGCCAGCAACGGAAGCCUCCUCGCGCCUCUCCUCAUCCCCCGUGUACCGGGCACACCAGGGCAAAAAGCCGCACAAGCCCAUCUGUACAAUUACUUCCAAACCGCGCUCCCGCUAUGGAACGUCACCUGGCAGAACAGCACCUCGACGACGCCAGCAACAGGAACCCAGCAGAUCCCCUUCGCGAACCUCAUCGUCCGCCGCGAGCCCCCCUGGGCCCAACCAGGCGGCACAAACUUCCUCACCCUCGUCGCCCACUACGAUAGCAAACGCGCCCCCGAGGGCUUCAUCGGUGCCACCGACAGCGCAGCGCCCUGCGCGAUGCUCAUGUGGGCCGCCGCAGUCCUCGACAAGUACCUUACGCAGAUGUACACGGAGAUGUCAGCGCUGGGCGAAGGCGGCGACGACCUAGCCAUGGACAUGGGCAUCCAAUUGCUGUUCCUCGACGGCGAAGAAGCAUUCAUGCACUGGACCGAUACCGAUUCCUUGUACGGCGCGCGCUCGCUCGCCACGCAGUGGACCAUGUCCCCGAACCCGCGUCCCCAUCAUAAAUUCUACAAGUACCGCACCCCGCUGCAGCAGAUCUCGCUGUUUGUCUUGCUCGAUCUGCUCGGGGCCAAGGAGCCUAGGGUUCCUAGUUACAUGCCGACGACGCACUGGGCGUACAAGGCGCUGGCAGGCGUCGAGAAGCGGUUACGUGGUUUCAAUCUGCUCGAGUCGUCGUCGUCUUCGAAACGAGAUGGGGGUGAGACUCUUGCUUUUCUGCCUGAUGGCGAGAGCGAUACCGCGCGUGCGAGGACCGCGCGCAUUUCGGACGACCAUUUACCGUUUAUCCAUAAAGGAGUCGAAACGCUGCAUUUGAUCCCCAGCCCGUUCCCCGACGUGUGGCAUACGAGUAACGAUGACGGGGAGCAUUUGGAUUUAGCGACAGUGAGGGAUUGGGCGAAGAUUGUGGUGGGGUUCGUGGGGGAGUGGUUAGAUUUGAUGGAGGUGUGGACGGAGCCUGAGGGGGAAGGCCAAGGACAGGAAGAAGCUACAUCUGGAAAUGAUAAAGAGACGAUGGAAAAGGAGAGCACAGAAGGAGGGAAAGCGAGUUUCGCAGAGAGAAGAAGGUCAUUCUUGACGUCUUCUUUUCCUCCUUAG